CGCCCGGGCUGUGAGCUACGAGCGAGCGGGGGAGGGACUGGCUGGGUUGCGGAAGUGGCCGCGUUCGCUCCCCCGUAGUGGAGAGAGAGAGGCGAGAAGGAGAGUCCAGGGGCCCCCACCUUUCCCCGGCCAGCACCAUCUCUAGCGAGGAGGAUGGCAGGGCGGCUACCGGCUUGCGUGGUGGACUGCGGCACGGGGUAUACAAAACUGGGAUAUGCUGGAAAUACAGAACCACAGUUCAUCAUUCCUUCAUGUAUUGCAAUCAAGGAAUCGGCAAAAGUUGUUGAUCAAGCACAAAGGAGGGUUACGAAAGGUGUGGAUGAUUUAGACUUCUUUAUUGGGGAUGAAGCAAUAGAAAAACCAACUUAUGCAACAAAGUGGCCUAUCCGCCAUGGUAUAGUUGAAGACUGGGACUUGAUGGAGAGGUUUAUGGAGCAAGUUAUCUUUAAAUAUCUAAGAGCAGAACCGGAAGAUCAUUACUUUCUUUUGACUGAACCUCCACUAAAUACUCCGGAAAAUAGGGAAUAUACUGCUGAGAUAAUGUUUGAGUCCUUCAACGUUCCAGGACUGUACAUUGCUGUUCAGGCUGUCCUUGCCUUAGCUGCAUCUUGGACAUCGAGACAGGUAGGAGAACGGACAUUGACUGGCACAGUUAUAGACAGUGGAGAUGGUGUUACUCAUGUUAUUCCUGUGGCUGAAGGCUAUGUGAUUGGCAGCUGUAUCAAACAUAUUCCAAUUGCAGGACGAGAUAUAACAUACUUCAUUCAGCAACUGCUGAGAGAGCGAGAAGUAGGAAUUCCUCCUGAGCAAUCCUUGGAAACUGCUAAAGCAGUGAAGGAGCGCUUUAGUUAUGUCUGCCCUGAUUUAGUAAAAGAAUUUAACAAGUAUGACACUGAUGGUACAAAAUGGAUUAAACAGUAUACCGGAAUCAAUGCAAUCUCAAAGAAAGAAUUCACCAUUGAUGUUGGUUAUGAGAGAUUCCUGGGGCCGGAGAUCUUCUUUCAUCCUGAGUUUGCUAAUCCUGACUUCACCCAACCCAUUUCAGAAGUAGUAGAUGAAGUUAUUCAGAAUUGUCCUAUUGAUGUUAGACGUCCUCUGUAUAAGAAUAUCGUCCUCUCUGGAGGUUCGACCAUGUUCAGGGACUUUGGUCGCCGUUUACAACGAGAUUUGAAAAGAACUGUUGAUGCCCGGCUGAAACUCAGUGAGGAACUGAGUGGUGGCAGACUGAAGCCCAAACCUAUUGAUGUACAAGUCAUUACGCAUCAUAUGCAAAGAUAUGCAGUUUGGUUUGGAGGAUCAAUGCUGGCUUCCACACCUGAGUUCUACCAAGUAUGCCACACCAAAAAAGAUUAUGAAGAGAUUGGUCCUAGCAUCUGUCGUCACAACCCAGUGUUUGGAGUUAUGUCUUAAAACUGACCUGAGAGGGGUCAGGGCUAGGGAAUGGGGGAAAAGGAGGGUCUUGCUGAUUACUUGUUUGUCUGGAUGGCGGGUAUUAAAAUAACAAACAUGACUUGACAAUAAGAAAAAGACCAAACACAAUUAAACAGGAAUAUUUUAAUAAGUGUCUCAAUAUGCGGAUAUAGUGGAAAGCCAAAAUAAUUAACUGUUUUUCUUUAGAUUGAAUAUUUGAACCUGUGCGUAACAAAACAAAGAAGUGGGUUUUAGUUCUUUCUGUGCCCUGAUAUUUUGUAUAUUGAUGAAUUAUCCAAGAUUUGAUGGGAUUUGAUGGUGUGUAGAUAGUCAGCUCUCUAAUGCUUCAAUUGUACUCUUACAUGUGUACAAUGCAAGAACUUGUUUAUAUUUCAUACUUUUUUAUACUUUGAGGAAAAAUAUCAAUUAAAGAAAAACUGUAAUAUUUGAGGGAAAAAUACCAGUGACCAACUUAAUGGUAAAUUAAAAAAUAUAUAUAUUGGGCACAUGAAGCUUACUCAUGUGACUCUAGUUAUUGCAAACUAUGACCAAUCUAAAUCCUCGGUUCCAACUUUGCAAGUGCUUUUGGAACAAAGAAGCUAGUAUCUUGGGUUAACCAAUGCCUGCUAGUGCUUUCUGAUUACUCGGUGCAUUUUCAUUCUAUUUCUUGCUUAAAAAAACAAAAGUAAAGACAAGACUGUUGGACCAGUAUUGCAGUUCCGUAGUGUCAUUUCUAAUUAAAAAAACAAAUAAUCCCAUUAUCGAUAAUAAAGGCACAACAUUUCUUUUUAUAUUUGUGUGAGGCUUUGUUGAUCACAUUGCAUGAAAUCUUCAUACACACCUCAGCUGGUUUGCAAGAUAGAGAUCACUAUGUGUAUUGUUCAAACUAAAACAAAACUUUUAGAACUGAAAUUUGUGUGAAAUUAAUCCAUCUAUUCAUCUCCGUAUUCGGUCUUAUUCAUCUCCAUAGCUUACUGCUACAAUUUCCCCCCUUCCCCCCCAUUUCAUUUCAGUUUCUGUGGUGGUUUGCAGGAGACAGCAUUGCCUUUUUUCAAUUUUCAUAGCUUAUGUGCAAAAGUAAAAUGAAGCUCAAGGUUUUUUUAUUCUUUCUAGAAAGAAGUUGAGUGUAUUUAAUGUUAUCUGCAAUUUCUGUUAAUGUUUGAACACAGAAAAUACAGGGAAAUCUGUCUAAAGAAUGUGUAGCAGGAGGAUUUUCUGCUGGACUCUCAAACUUAGUUAAAGCAGUUUACACAGAAGACCACAAGAGGGAGAUCUUUUACUAGUUUUUUUUUCUCCACUGAAAUGAAAAAUGGAGACAUCGAAAUCAAGGGUAGAGGAAAGAGAGGAAUGUUUAUUGUUAUAUCUUUCAGUCACUUGAAAGAGAAGAGAGAGCAUGACAAAUGAGAUCAUUCUUUCCAGAAAAUGAGGAUAAAUAUGGAAAGGCAUUUUUACACCUAUUACUAAGACAUUUUAUGUGUAGCAGCUAAAAAUAAACAGAACCUUGAAGCAAAAUAAGAAACUGUUAAUCGUGAUAUAAAAUUAUCUUAAUAUCUUUUGAAUAAAACUCUAGGUACGAUUCCUAUUCUCUCCUGACAGCUGCUAUAAUUUCUAUGUGCUUUGUUCAUUGGUUAAUGAUAUCAGUGCAAAAACAUUCCACUUGGCUUCUAAGGUUGACUUAGAGGCCUGAGCAUAGUACUUGGAGAUGGAAGCUUGAGUUCUAUUCCAAGCUCUUACAUUAACUCAGUGUUUGUCCUUGGGAAAGUCACUUAACUUCUCUGUUUGCCAGUCUAGUAUAAUCCAUAAUUUUAAUCUCAUGUAUAUUGUAAGGAUUAAUGUUCUACAGCACUUUGAUGAAGUAAACCACCAUAUGAGUAGGCCCUACCAAAGUCACGGACAUGAAAAAUAUGUCACGGACUGUGAAAUGUGGUCUGUCCCCAUGAAAUGUGGUCUCUUAUGUGCUUUUACCCUAUUCUAUAAAGCUUUCAUGGUGGGAGACCAGCAUUUCUCAAACUAGGGGUCUUGACCGAAAAGGGAGUUGCCGAGGGUGUCGCAGUAUUGCCACUCUUACUUCUGCACUGCCUUCAUAGCUGGGCGGCUGGAGAGCAGUGCCUGUUGGCCAGGCGCCCCGAGCUCUGAAGGCAGCACCCUGCCAGCAGCAGUGCGGAAGUAAGAGUGGCAAUACCAUACCAUGCCACCCUUACUUAUGCAUUGCUGCUGGUGGCAGCUCUGCUUUCAGAGCUGGGCUCCUGGCCAGCAGUUGCUGCUCUCUGGCUGCCCAGCUCUGACUACAGCGCCGCCGCCAACAGCAGCACAGAAGUAAGGAUAGCAGUACCGCAACCCCCUCUACAAUAACCUUGUGACCCCCACCUCACUGUGAAAUUUGAUUUUUAAAUCCUGUGACUGUGAAAUUGACCACAAUGGACCUUGAAUUCAUAAAUAGAUAAAUUUAUGGAGUAUAGGUCCAUCAAUGGCUAUUAGCCAGGAUAGGCAGGGAUGGUGUCCCUAGCCUCUGCCAGAAGCUGGGAAUGGGUGACAGAGGAUGGAUCACUUAGAAUCAUAGAAUAUCAGGGUUAGAAGGGACCUCAGGAGGUCAUCUAGUCCAACCCCCUGCUCAAAGCAGGGCUAAUCCCCAGAUAGAUUUUUGCCCCCGAUCCCUAAAUGGCCCCCUCAAGGAUUGAUGAUUACCUGUUCUGUUCAUAUCCUCUGGGGCACCUGGCAUUAGCCACUGUCAGAAGACCGGAUACUGGGCUAGAUGGACCUUUAGUCUGACCCAGUAUGGCUGUUCUUAUGUGAAUUUGGUAGGGCCCUACAUAUGAGGUGUUCUAGAAUUUUCAUUCUCUACUGCAGCCGGGAAAUAGCAAGUUGCACACUUCAAUCAGUCUAGUCUUGAAGGUAAAACUGUAUGUACAGCCAUCGUUGUGCUGUUGUCUGGCAGAAAAGUGAAGUUCAGUUGUACCUGUAGCUUUUGAGGCUUUAUUUUAUUGUAUUUUGCAAACAAGAAUACUUUCCUUACUUCAGCCUGAAACCCAUCCAGCCAAUAACAGAAUACUGUUAAGAGAGAGAAGCUGCCUGAAUUGGGUUCAGGAAAUAAAAAUAUCUGUUACUUAACUCAUCUGCAUUGAAAAAUAGCAGAAAUCCCUCCAGGAAUUCUGAGAAAAGGGAGAGGUUAACCAGUGGUGUAAUGUAGGGGUGCACAGUCUGCAGGCUCUACAGAGCACACCAGAGCAGCAUUUCAUAAGGCCCGCAGCCUGCUUCAACACAAUAUACUAAUGGCUGAUUCAUUAGUGUUUUGUUAUGAUGUUUACAUCAUUUUGGUUUACACAAGAGGAUAAAUCGAAACAACCUAUGUACAAUAUUGUCUAUCUAAAUACACAUAAAGCAAGCUGAACUUAAAAUAUAAAUCAAUACAGGUGACUUUAAACUUUAUUAAAAUAGGUAGAAUCUCCUUUGUCCACACAAGCUUAUUCUUAGGUUUAUCAAAAAGAACAGGAGUACGUGUGGCACCUUAGAGACUAACAAAUUUAUGCAAGGCACUGCAUUUAGCCAUAUGGAGUGUAUAAAUUUGUUAGUCUCUAAGGUGCCACACGUACUCCUGUUCUUUUUGAGGAUACAGACUAACACAGCUGCUACCCUGAAACCUGUCUUAGGUUUAUGUGGCCUUCCUGUAUAAGAAGGUUGGGCACCAUUGGUCUAAUGUGUUCAUCAACAAGUGCCUUACACACUGGCUAAUACCCGGUGUAGUGGUGGGUGUGUGUGUGUCUGUCUGUGUGAAAUCUAAAGUUGCUUUUAAGGUAGGACAUAUAGUGCAAAACACAUUUAAUAAGAACUCCAUUUUGUGAUGGUCUUCCCCACACCACUGUAUCAUUUACACAGCUGACCUAGGGUAGGGUCUAUACUGCAAUAGAAGACCCUUGGUACAACCACAGCUGUCCUGAGUCCGCUGAUUCAGGUUCAUGGGGCUUUACCUGUGGGGCUGUAAAAUUGCAGUAUAGGUGCUUAGGCUGGAACCCAGGCUCCAGCACAAACCCAAAUGUCUACACUGCUAUUUUUAGCCUUGCAACCCAAGCCUGAGAAGUAGCUGACCCAGGCUCUGAGACACGGUGCCACAGGUGUUUUACUGCAGGUACCCAUACUCCCAGGACAAGCAGGUGAAUGAAAGAUGGACCCAGGCGGUUUAAGUGUCUUUAACUUACUUAGUGUCCCUCUCCAUUGUUAUCUACCCAUACCCCCCUCAUGUGCAUUUAAUUGGGUCCUAUGUGAUGUUGAAAGGGCUCACACCAUAUAACCAAUGACUUGGGGUUGAUGCUCCUGAGCCCAACCCCUAGGACUCAGCUCACUUCUGAAUCUCCUUGCAUGUCCCCUCAAUGAGGUGACUGAGGGAACCUCAGUCCGUGAAGACGUUAGGACUCCCUAUCUCUUCAUAGUCAAAAGGUUCUCCAGCCAUCUUCCAGGUGUCAUUUAUUGCUGAGAGCUGGCCCUUUUAAUCUACUUCUAUAUUGGAUACCGGCCACAUACGGCAGGAGACUGAACACUCCUCUAUUCCUCCAAGCAAUAAAUUACUAUUCUUACUCCUUUCAACCGGAGCUGUUCUUCUGUGGUGUUGUAAGGAAGGCAAAAACCUUCUGGCAUCUGGUCACUGUGGCCCAAUGUGAAACAAUUCUUUCCUGGUCCUCAAAAACGGGCUAUUGGGCAGACCUACAGCAUCCUGGACACAGAUCAAGGUUCCCACCUAUGGGGGAGGGGGAAGCAGCAAGAUGGCCUGUGGUCUCUUGGCUUUAAAUUGAUGGAGGGAAGGGAAAGGCCUACUCAAUCCCUCCUUGGCUGGCCAAUGGGAAGCAGAAGAAACAAAUUCACUGUGAGGUAGAAGGAGAGGCCUUUUCACCAGCAUGUCUUAGCAUGACCUGUGCCCUCCCAAGUGUGGUUCAUCCCCCUGUUGGUCUGAUCCAACUCUCUCUGCUGAGAUGAGGAGGUUCAUUUGAAUACUAGCAAGAGAGCUGGAACUGAUGAGAAUGCAAGUGCAGGAAGAAAAGUCAAAAUGUACAGCAGUUCUUCAGGUGUGUGAGGGGAUAUGCCCCUCCCCCAUCCUAUUGAUAGGCUAAUGAGCAUGCAGGCAGUGUCAAUUGGGUGCACCCACAGAACAUACUUUAUUUGGAGAAGGAGAGCUUAACAAGGUGGAGCCCUCACAUAUAGGAAAGGGGCAACGUUUGCCCAGGAUGAAAGGUUUCAAGGGACAGCCAGUGACCUCUAGUAGCAAGACGAGCCCAGUUCAGGCAGGGACUAGCCUCCCUUUCUUACCCCCCUCUUCCCUUUGUUUGGGGGCAGACUGACAUUGCAAACCUGAUAUGGGCAAGAGGCUUGUAAGGCUGUUCCUAGCCAACAACCUGUGGUCAGGCCUGGGGAGCACUGCCAAGAGCUAGAGGUAAGGACUCAGAAAGGAUCCUGGGACUAAGCUAAACUCUUGCUGGAAACAGUGUGAUUGUCCAGGAGUGGGGGGCUCCUGUAGGGGAGCCAGGGAUAGGAGAUUGCAAGAGAGUAUGGCUGAGUGGCAGCUGACUACAAAGUGUCCAAAAAGGAAUGAAAUGCUGAGGGGGAAAAUCUAUGGAGUGGGAAGUGACUAUCUCUGGAUAUUUAGUAAGCAGAUUGUAAGAACAUUUCUGGCUCUUAUAUCAAUUUGGAAGGGAAGAGGAAUCCAGAAAUCUAUUUCAGAAUCAGAAAAUCAGAAACUUAGAUUAGCUUUCUGUAGGUAUAUGUUGAAAAAAUUUAGCUUUUAAAUAAAGUUCUCAAUUUUGGUAGAAAGAUCUGAAACAAGACUAAAGAACACACCUGGUGCUGUUUUAAAAUUCAUGCCUACACUUGUUCAUGCUACCUUGUGAUAAUUGAAUACUUUGAAAUUUUUUCUUUUGUAAAUAAAAUUUGUCCAGUUGUCAUCUCCAUAAUGUUACAGUAUUUUAUAUGCAAGUUACUACUUAAAGCAUACAUAUGGUCUAGAAGUGAAUAUGUGAAAGUGAUCUUUUCUGUCCAGUAUAUAUACCCAGUGUAUCUUCAAAUCCCAUCUGCUAUCAAAAAUAUUUAUAUGAUUGCAGCACUAAUUUUCACCUAUGAUUCACUGAGGCAUUUCCAGUAAAGACAGAGAAAUAUUAAUGCCAUUGUACAAGGCACUGGUAAGCAUUUGGAAUACUGUGCAUGAUUCUGGUCACCCAUGUUCAGGAAAGAUGAAUUUAAAUUGGAAUAGGUGCAGAGAAGAGCUACUAGGAUGAUCAGGGGAAUGAAGGAACUGUCUUAUGGGAGGACACUGGAAGAGUUUGGCUUGUUUAGCAAAAUGAAGGCUGAGAUGGGAUAAGAUCAUCUUCUAUAAAUACAUCGGGGGGGGGGGAAAUACAAGGGAGGGUGAAGAGCUAAACUAAGGAUAGUGUUGGCACAAGAACAAAUUAUAUAUACUGGGCCAUGAACAAAUUCAGGCUGGAAAUUAGGUGGUUUCCAACCAUUGGAGGAGUGAGGUUGGUGAACAGUUUCCCAUUAGGAGCUGUGGAAGCAAACAACUUAAUAGUUUUAAAAGAGCAGAAUAAAUUUGAGUGUAAUUGUAUGAUGGGGUUGCUUGUGAUGGCAGGGGGCAGGACUCAACAGCCUUGGGGCUCACUUCCACUUUGUCUUAUGUUCCUAAAGCUCAUGCUUAAGGGUUUCAGCUGCAUGCAGGUGUAAGGAAGGAAUUUCCCCUCGCACCCCCAUAUAUUCUGAGAGGGUUUUUUAUCUUCUUUCUCUGAAAUGUCAGGGUUGGCACUGGUUGGAGAUAGGACAUAGGAUGGGGAGGGCCAGGUUGCUGAGAUGGCUCCAAGCAUUCUCUCUGUCAGCUGCUUGGCUGGCUGGUUCUUGCUAACAUCCUCAGGGUCAGAUUGGCAGUGACCUUGGGUUUUUUGUUUUUGUUUUUUUUCCUCUGCAGCGUGUGGGCAUGGGUCACUUGCCAUGAUUAUCUGGGUAUGUCUCAAUCAUUUCUCUGCCAAUGUGGUGGCCGUGGGCACUGGUGAACCUCAGUCCCUCCCAUUCUCUGCCUGUGGCAUGUAACGGUCUAGCCUCCUGUGGGCUGUAAUAGUCUAAUUUAGGUUGCUGGGUUUAUUGUGCAAGUGCUGAGUGAUGUUGGUGGCCUGUGAUGUACAGGAAGUCCGAUUAGAUGACCUUAAACUCUCUGACUCUGGCUUUAUGACUAGAGUAAGGUGAACAAACAGCUGAUUAAGUGUUUUGGAAAUACUGCACAAAAGGAAAGUUUUUCUACUUUGUUAGAACUGCACAGCCAAUAAAAAUACUGGAGCAGCCAGCUGGAUUCUAUUCCACUUCAUUCACCACCAAUAAAUUGUCAGUAAUGUUGUGAUUACUGAAUAUUUUACUGGCGAUGAGAUAAGAAAAUCAGUAUGUGGUGAUUAUUAUUAUUAUGUAUUGUAUUAUUUUAGGUCCAAGAUUUGCAUAUGCUGAAUCGGUUCUUUAAUCAAUCAUUUUAAAUUAGCAAACUUGAAUAACAUAUAUAAAGAUAGCACCACCCAAUGUAGCUUUUCUGAUAGCUGCUUUGAAAACCUGUACAGUAUUUAGUAUGCUGGUUUGUGAUUCUGAUCAGUUUGACAAGUCACUGCCCAAACUCUGCUACCUAUAAUUCCCUUGCCUAUAUCAAAACUUUAAAAAUAUCUAAUUCUUUAAAAUGUAACUUUAAACCUCAAGUAAGGUUGAUGGAGAAGGCUGAACUAGCCCCCACAAUAUUUUGUUACUUUGUAUUCUUUGUCUUGUCUAUAAAUACUGACUCCCUCCACCAAGUGUCUAAACAAAUUACCACCAAGUGUCUAAUAAAAUCCAUGUUGAUUGAGUUCAACAGCUCUUAACACUUUUGAAAUGUAGAACAAACACUUCCUCUGUUCAGCAUUACAAAUAACCAUGGUUUUAACUCCUUUCAUCUUGAAGUACUAAUCUCCCUUAUUGUAUUAAACUUUUCUAUCCCCUUAAACAACAUGUAGGUUAGUACCUGAUGGAACAUCCAAAUAAAAUUCUUGUGUUCCCAUUAUUACUUGAAUGCUGGGAAACACACAGUACAUAACUCCUGCUUAAUUUUUCAUGUAAGUGAAAUUUGCUCAUCAUAUGUUUCAUUUACAUCUACCUUUCAAACCAUUAGGCUAUCUAAGCACUACAUCCUAAAACCAAGAUUAACAUUACUAUCUAAAGACAGACAGGGUUUUCUUUGCUGAAUGGUUUGUAAUAGAUUUCAAACAGGAAAUGAAUACACCUGCCAUAUUUGAGUGAAUUGGGAAAAUAAUGGAAGUGAAACUUUCUUUAUAGCUUGUCUGAGAUAGAUGCCUGAAAUUUGAUUUUAUCUAUAAAGCUUUCUUUUAAAGAUACUGAUGUCAAGUUCUUCUCAUUUUGAUUAUUCUAAACUGUUUAUAAUGCUAACUUACAAUUUUAAUAAAACUCUUUCCCGA
Malaclemys terrapin pileata is the source of this 9863-nucleotide messenger RNA. It is a transcript of the gene ACTR3, whose product is annotated as actin related protein 3. Gene Ontology annotation, cellular component: Arp2/3 protein complex; actin cortical patch. The record is from RefSeq and is a predicted model, not a curated record. Gene Ontology annotation, molecular function: actin filament binding. The coding region runs from base 154 to 1410 and encodes 418 amino acids. The transcript has 12 exons. Lineage: Eukaryota; Metazoa; Chordata; Testudines; Emydidae. Gene Ontology annotation, biological process: Arp2/3 complex-mediated actin nucleation.